AUGGGUGGCUUUUUCUCAAGUAUAUUUUCGAGUCUGUUUGGAACCCGGGAAAUGAGGAUUUUAAUUUUGGGAUUAGAUGGAGCAGGAAAAACUACAAUUUUGUACAGAUUACAGGUUGGAGAGGUUGUUACUACUAUUCCUACCAUUGGAUUUAAUGUUGAGACGGUAACAUACAAGAACCUUAAAUUUCAAGUCUGGGAUUUAGGAGGACAGACCAGUAUCAGGCCAUACUGGAGAUGUUAUUAUUCGAACACAGAUGCCGUCAUUUAUGUAGUAGACAGUUGUGACCGAGACCGAAUUGGCAUUUCCAAAUCAGAGUUGGUUGCCAUGUUGGAGGAAGAAGAGCUGAGAAAAGCCAUUUUGGUGGUAUUUGCAAAUAAGCAGGACAUGGAACAGGCUAUGACUCCCUCAGAGAUGGCAAAUUCACUUGGGUUACCUGCCUUGAAGGACCGGAAAUGGGAAAUAUUCAAAACUUCAGGAACCAAAGGCACUGGCCUUGAUGAGGCAAUGCAAUGGUUAGUUGAAGCAUUACAGAGCAGGCAGUAAUCCAAUCACUUCUCCUUCUGAAAUGAAGACCACAUCCCAUGUCCCUUUGGGAAUAGUUAAGUGUGCUUCACACUACUAAAUGUUAAAGCUGUGUGUAUGAUUGUUGGUAUAUACUGAACUGACUACACAUUUGUAAUAAAUAUAAAAAAUAAGUAUUUGGUUGGAAGGAUAGCUCAUCUUGAAUGAACCAACUGACUGGUCUGUAUGAUGUAAAAUAUUCCUUCCUUGCUUUCUUGUAUUAUUAAGGUAUAUAUUCUAUUUGUGUGGAAUUCUUAUUCAAAUACAGUCCUAUUAAAAAAUGCACUCUUAUCAAGGGGGAAAACCCUAUUUUUGAAUGAGUGGUUGCAGAUUGUUUAUAUAAACACUAAUAAAUACCUUAGCUCAGAUUUUUUCCCUCUAAAAUGAAUUAAAUUUUUCCAAAAAGUAGACUCAGUAGGGUAGUCUAGGAACAUGGUGUGAGUAAUAUAGUUUCAUUUGCUCAGUAACCACUUUAUUUAAACUGUUUCAUUUAAAAGCUUUUGGUUAUAGGCAAGAAGUUGAAAUAAUUAUUUUGUUAAAGUCACUGAUGUAUCUGUAAUUGUUAUUUUAUAGUACUUUAUAGUUGAAAAAAAAUUCAAUGUAUAUUGAUACCUAGUCAAUUUUUACAAGGACCCUGUGAUGUAGAUAGGACAGAUUGUAAUGUAAUGUUUCUGUUUUAUGGACGUGUUGAGUCUUGGGUUGAUAGCUUGGCUUGCCCAACUGCUAGUAAGCUGGGAGCCAGGCUCAAAGUGAGACUUCAGGGUCAGAAGCUUGUCCCAUGAACUACACUACAUGUAAGUUCAAAUGAUAUAACUCCCUACAUAAAAUUAUGCUAACUGAAGUAGACUACAUUCAAAAUAAUGCCUGUAAAUUUAUCUGUCCAUACUAGUAGAGGUAGUAAAAACAGUCCUAAAUGGUUAUAUUUGAUGAAUUCACAACACAUUAAAAAUAUUCACAUUGAAGGAAAUAAAGAUAUAUUUUAAGAAGCA
Messenger RNA from Myotis myotis, 1553 nucleotides. RefSeq names its product ADP-ribosylation factor-like protein 1. Gene Ontology annotation, biological process: intracellular protein transport; vesicle-mediated transport. NCBI's taxonomy places the organism in Eukaryota, Metazoa, Chordata, Mammalia, Chiroptera, Vespertilionidae. The record is from RefSeq and is a predicted model, not a curated record. The coding region runs from base 1 to 546 and encodes 181 amino acids. Gene Ontology annotation, cellular component: cytoplasm; Golgi apparatus. The transcript has a single exon. Gene Ontology annotation, molecular function: GTPase activity; GTP binding.